AUGGUUCGUUUCGUUAGAAUACCAACUUAUGAACAGUUCGACAAGAUGAUUGAUAAAACCGUUAAAGAAAACGGAAAAAACAUAUACGUUUUGCUUUUUGGUACCGAAGACCCCUCCACCGGGAGUUCAUGGUGUCCAGAUUGCGUUAUAGCUGAUCCUUUAAUUCGUCGUCACUUCUCAAACGAAGCUCAUCCCGAAAGUGUGCUUGUUGAAGUCCCGGUCGGUACUAGAUCCCAAUAUAAAGGAAGACCCGACAACCCUUACAGGACCCACCCAAGAAUUCAACUCAAGGCCAUUCCCACUUUGAUAAAAUGGUCGGCUAAUGGUAGCGAUGAUAAAAGUUUGGUAGAAGAUGAAUGUAGUCGUGAUGACAUGUUAAAAAAAUUCUUUUCUGAAUAA
This is a messenger RNA of Acaulospora morrowiae, 399 nucleotides long. The record is from the annotation of a GenBank genome assembly. NCBI's taxonomy places the organism in Eukaryota, Fungi, Glomeromycota, Glomeromycetes, Diversisporales, Acaulosporaceae.